This is a messenger RNA of Cetraspora pellucida, 223 nucleotides long. The record is from the annotation of a GenBank genome assembly. Lineage: Eukaryota; Fungi; Glomeromycota; Glomeromycetes; Diversisporales; Gigasporaceae.
AACAGAUAGAGCAAUUACUACACAUCUCUUAAAUCUUACAAAUAAUCAAUACACCAAAUGGAAAAAUAAAACUCAUACAGAGCGUCAGAAUAAUUUAAAUUUAAAUCAACAAAUUUUGAGUGACAAUAUCUCAGAUUUUCUUGUGAAGCUAAGAUUAUACUUGCAAAACCAAGAUGUAAAUCCAGCAGAUAAUGCAGGAGGUCCACCAACAAGAAGAGAGUAG